AACACAAUGUUUCAAUCAACAUUGAAUCAUUGUGAUGAUUCAAACUUGCUCUUCAAAGAAAUACCCUACCAUCCUUGCUCAUAACCUACCCAUUUCAUUUUGUAGUUGUCCCGCUCUGUUAACAGUAACUACUCUCCGCAUGAUUUAUUUUCGUUCGCAGUAGGCGCACGCUCUCUCAGCGAUAUUUUUAAAAUCUAAGAAAGAAGAAAAAUGGAUUCCGAAAAUAAGAUUGCAGAAACCAUGCGCUCCAUUGAAAAUAUGUGGCGACUCUUCUAUGAAGACCAAAACUCAAGAAAUUCUCCAACAUUAGAUGAGGAUAUACUUGGGUUUAAAAGGGUGAUAACCAAUAUCGCCGAGCAUGCUGUUCAGUCCCAACUAAAGACGUUUGAGGAGAAAUAUUUUAAAACUCCUCCUAAAAUGUGUCCGAAUUGUGGCAAAAUGAAGAAAGCUGGAAGGAAGAUGGGCAGCACGAAGGUUUGCAUAUUUUGUGAAGCAUCCUCAACAACCUUCAGUUCGAUUGGUUUCUGACUCUGUCAAGGAUGGCCAUUCCGGCAAUCAACAGAAGAGUGCAGCCACUGUUCCAAGAUUUCAAUCUGGUCAGGAAACAGUGUAUGCACUUAAAAGACAAUCAAAGUGGGAGGAUAUUCCAUAUGUACGGGAGCAAAGAUUGAGUCCAAGAAUUACAAAGAAAAAUGAGACUCGGCAGAGAAUGUCUUCCCCAAAGAAGAAGAAAGUUGGUCCAUCUCGACAGAGAUACAGUAAUUCUUCAUACGAUGUCAUACUGGCUCCAACAUUGAUGCGAUUCGAGCCAGAUAUAGUAGAAUCAUAUUCAGAUUCCUCGAGUUGCUCUGAAAGUAGAAGCCGAUCAAGGUCUAUUUCACCUGCGAGGUUUGCAACUUCCUCAACUGGUUCAAAUUCUCCUAAUAGAUAUCAAAGAACAUUGUCGUGGGAGUCAACAUAUUCUAUAUAUUCUGCUUCAUCAUCUGGUUCCGUUGCUCCAAAUACAAGCUACAACGAGUAUUCUAGUGGCAACAGGAGGGAAUCGCAUCCACGAGGCAGAACGCGGGAUCACCGUCGCCGUUCGCCAGAUUAUUCAUGUAGUUCCAGUAGGUGCACUUCACGUAGUAGAUCACCAGAUGAGGUCUACUCACAUAGGAGGAAUCGUGGUUCCAACGUUCAUCCAUCAAAUCAUUCCACUGACAAGGUGGGAUGGUUUAGACGAAUAAGGAACAAGCUUGGGUUCCAUCAUCAGGAUGACCACCACCAUCACCCCAGACGUCAUAAUACUGGUGUUAAAUCAUCCAAGGAGGAUGAAACUGUCCACACUCAUAAUCGUUCCGUUGCAAAUCCUGUAAGUAACGGUAAACUCCAUCGCCGAAGCAAUGACCAGAUGGUGAGAAAGAACAACAGAAGAACACAGGUCAAGAACGAGCCCAAACAACAUGGACAUGUCAGAAAGUUCUUUGGAGGUGUAGUUGGUCACUUCCUGGGCUCGAAUAAAUCUAAGCCGUCAACAGCUGGUAAAAGACGGUUAGAAAGAACAGUAACAGGUAAGGGAAAUGUUGUUCGCAAGAAACUGCAUUGGUGGCAGAAAAUUCAUAGACGAGGGUCGUCUAAUGUUGGAAAAUCACGCGCCAAACUUGGAAUGAAGACCAAGUAUCCCAAGUCCAAGGGAUAUAAACAUAAUACUAAGAUGAAGAAACUACUAGGAGUAAACCUGGAUCCUUUAAGCAAGUGGUCAAUGCCUCAAUGAUAAUAAAGGGAAUCUUUGCUGAUUCUUCAUUUUGUUUUCAUCAAGAACUUGGGGUCAUCUUAUGUAAUCAUUAACAGCUGCAAAGUGCAAGCUCCUUUUUACCAUAUAUGGCCCUUGCUCCUCAAGAAAAUCAAAGGGUGGUAGAUAUGGCGUGAGUACCACAACAUUUUCCAUCGGAAUGCACCUGGUGGUAGAACAACCUAUAUUGCAGCGCUUAUGAAGAACAGUGGUAUGCUAUGAAGCACGGAUACUUCAAAAUUGUUGACGUAUCCGUAUCGGCGUCGUAUCAGUAUCGGAUAUAUGGGGAUACGUGUCAGAUACUUCAUUUAAAGUAUUGAAUUUUUUUAAUUAUAAAAAGGGUAGUGGAUACUUUAGGAUACAUCUGGGAUACUCUAAGAGGGGAUACUUUCUAUAAUUUUAGCAUAUAUUUUCGUAUACAAAAUCGAU
This is a messenger RNA of Papaver somniferum (opium poppy), 2200 nucleotides long. RefSeq names its product protein KOKOPELLI-like. The record is from RefSeq and is a predicted model, not a curated record. Bases 710 to 1753 code for a protein of 347 amino acids. The transcript is spliced from 6 exons. Lineage: Eukaryota; Viridiplantae; Streptophyta; Magnoliopsida; Ranunculales; Papaveraceae.